CCUUUCCCCGUAAUGGCCCCUAAACCCUAAAUAUAUACUAGCCGUUACGCUCCCCCUCUCUCUCCACUCUCUUCUCUCUCUAACUCCUCACUUCCCUAUCUACUCUCUCUCUCUCUCCAACAUGAGCUCGAUCGAAAACGCUUCAAAGAAGCCAUCUAUGGCCUCUGAAUCUCCGAACCCAGAAACACUUUUCUCUACCAAGACCCCAGACAAGAAGACGGCGACUCUCUCAACCAGACCUCGUGACGGCGACAACAAACCCGUUAAGAGACAGAUCUUGACUUCGCCCAAAAAACCUGAAACGAGCCUGAAAUUGCCAGAAAGGUUUGAGAUUCUGGAUGAAUGCUUUAAUGGGUUGGUCACUGCAAUUAGAUUGCUGAAGCUAAAGGGUUCUUUGACUUCGUUUGCUAAUAUAUGUCCCAAGAUUGAGUAUCUUACUAAUCGGAUCUUUUCGUAUGAUCAUUUGGCUCAGAUGAGGCAUAUCUAUCCGGAAGCCAUUGAAGUAAAGAGAGUUUUGAAGUGUGAUGAAGACACUAGUUGUAUGAAACCUACUCUUCACGUUAACUUAAACACCGAUGCAGUUGUUGUACUUGAAGAUACAAGUUGCGGAACUAUAUACAUGCAUCUUAGGAAGGUGUUUUACUCAAAGCUUGUAGAUUUUUACAAAGCUCAUCCUAAGGACGAGAUUCCUAAAGAGCUGCUUCCUGAACCGUUCAAUAUCUCCAAAAAGGAUUCAGACACAGUAAGUGUUGUAGACGUGGGAGCAUUUAAACUUGAGAAUGAUGUUCAAAUGGAGGAGAUGGAGCAAGAAGAAGAUAAAGUAAUUCAAGAUUCGGCUUUAUCAGAUGGUACUGAGGAAUGUUUGUUACCGAACACAGAGUCAACCCCAGCCAAAGUUUUGUCCACUCCCUCCAAGGAUCUGUUAACACCAAUCAAGCUCAUGAGUGCUACACCGACAUUGCAGCCAUCUAGAAGGUGUAUUACAAUGACUCCAGAUGUUGAUGAUAGUGACUCUGUUAGAUCAACGAAUGAUCUUGAAAGGCGCCCUUCUCGCACUAGGUGUCUGAAUUUCGACACUCUGGAGGAGGAAGAUGGAACACUCAGUGACCAAUCUAAUGAUGAUGAAGGCAACGACUAUGAAGCUAGUGAUGAUUCCUAUGAUGAAGAUAGUGAUGAUUCCGACGAUGAAAUUAGUCUUCUGCACUCAAUGAUAGAGGAACCAAAGGAUCAAACAGAGAAGCAAAACUUGCCUAAGCUUGUUAAUGUGAUUCAUAAGAUGUUUCACUCAACAAACCGAACGGUCAUCACCAAGCAAGAGCUUCUCCACAAGAUGAUCGCAUGCCAAAUCGAUAUAAUGGAUAGAAAGGAAGUGGAGGAACAGCUACGGUUGAUGUUGCAAUUGGUUCCGGAUUGGAUCUCUGAAACAAAAGCAUCUUCCGGGGAUGUUCUUGUUCGAAUCAAUAAACUGUCUACUGCUGAAUCGGUACGUGCAAGACUUGAGGAAGCAACUUCACAGGACACUUCCACUGUCUCCUGAGUUUCAAUCAUCAUUAAAUCUUUACACAUCUUUUCCUUCAUAAGCUGAUCCAAUAUAAAACUCAUUAAAAUAUUAUUAAUUUAUUAUCAAAGAUAAUAAUUAUCUAAUGAUUAUUAUGGUUGGUUAAGUUGUCUAAGUAAA
Molecule: messenger RNA, 1678 nt
Organism: Raphanus sativus (radish)
Lineage: Eukaryota; Viridiplantae; Streptophyta; Magnoliopsida; Brassicales; Brassicaceae
Product: CDT1-like protein b
Exons: 7
Coding region: 122-1537 (471 amino acids)
Biological process (GO): DNA replication preinitiation complex assembly; regulation of DNA-templated DNA replication initiation; mitotic cell cycle
Cellular component (GO): nucleus
Molecular function (GO): DNA polymerase binding; DNA binding
Source: RefSeq, a predicted model, not a curated record